UAUUCCCAUAUUUACCCUCCUAACUAAACAAAAAUGACCUUGUUCCCAUUGCGUCUCUUCUGUACUCGUUAGCCACGAGCAGCCGUUGACGACUUUCCUCUAAACUCCGGCCACUAAUACCAAGUCACCGAUCGCAGACGGGAGGGAUAGAUUUAUGUUUGGCUAACGGGAAAAUAGAUAGAAAAGGAAAGAAAGGAAGCUACAAUUUCAAGGAGAAGAGAGAAUGAGGUCAUCUUUUACUUCCGGUACCAUAAAUAUUGCUGCGAGUGCUCAAACGCUUGAUGUUGAUAAUCGGAUUUCUCUUCGAUACUACUAUCGGAUCGCUGAUAAUAUUCUCAAACAGGCUGACAUCUUUCGAGAAGAGAAGAAUAUCAUAGAUCUGUAUAUAAUGCUGUUGAGGUUUUCAAGCUUGGUAUCAGAGACGAUACCAUAUCAUCGAGAUUAUGGGUUGUCUCUACAAAGCAAAAAAGUUCAUUUGAAAAAGAAAUUGUUGAAUGCUUUGAGUGAGUUGGAGGAGUUGAAGCCAAAAGUGCAGCCAAAAAUUAAUGAAUUCAAUAGAAAACAUACACGUCAAGUAAAUGGGUGGGGCAAUGUUCAUCAACAUGAUUCAUUAGAGUGGCCUCCUGUCAAAAAGAAAACUUUGACUAGCUAUGAUGUGACAAAGGCGGUGGGACCAGCUGCACGAGCAUUUGUUUAUCCAGGUUCAGGAACUCAGCAAUUUUCACAUGCUAGGCCAGUGGAAGAGCAAUUCAGAAGAAUAUCUUUAAAUUUACCUCAUCCUAAGGAGGAGACUCUUUCUAGACAUUCUAUAUUGGGUCCAAAUGGGCUACAUGGUCCAUGGCAGCCACCUAGGAGUGAUAAAGGAGUCCAGUAUCCAAGCAACUUAGACCUCACUCCGGUUGCAAUCCCUAGCCUGCAACAAUCCACAGAAAAUGGGGUUGGAGUGAAAGAGGACACCAGUAAUUUGGAGCCUCAUAACCUGCAGCAGUCUGAAGAAAAUGGAUUUACAAUAAAAUCAGACAAUAGCAGCGCAGAACUUGAAAGAGCAAGUCUAGAGUCAGUUCUUACUCUGAAUGUUGAUAGUCAGAUGCACUCUGCUCAAGAACCCUCUUCCAUGAUUUCCUUUGAAACAACAGAGACCCCUGUUCAGACAGAUUUGAUUAGACAGCCAUCUCCUCCAGCUGUACUUGCAGAAGUACAAGAUUUGAUAUCUUCAUUGUCUUCCCAAGUUUCUGAAGCAGAAAAUAAAAUGGAUAUUUGCUCACCUGAUAAUUUUGUUCAUUCUGAAUCUCCCCUGCAACUGCAUAUUUCAACAACAUUGAUGGAGAACUUCAUGAAGCUGGCAAAGUCAAAUACUGAUAAGAAUUUAGAAACUUGUGGGGUCCUAGCUGGUUCUCUUAAAAACAGAAAGUUCUAUAUUACAGCUCUCAUUAUCCCAAAGCAGGAAUCUACAUCAGAUUCAUGUCAGACCACAAAUGAAGAGGAAAUAUUUGAAGUGCAGGAUAAACGAUCUUUAUUCCCCCUUGGGUGGAUACAUACGCAUCCUACACAGUCUUGUUUUAUGUCAUCGAUUGAUCUUCACACCCAUUAUUCAUAUCAGAUUAUGCUGCCAGAAGCUGUUGCCAUUGUCAUGGCACCAAGAGAUACUUCAAGAAAACAUGGCAUUUUUCGGUUGACAACCCCCGGUGGCAUGUCGAUCAUAAGACAGUGCCAGCAACGUGGAUUUCAUCCGCAUAAUCAACCUCCAGAUGGUGGGCCUCUUUACAAAGCCUGUACAGAUGUCUAUAUGAAUCCCAACCUAAAGUUUGAUGUUAUUGACCUACGGUGAUCUUAUUUGUUGAAUUUCAUUAGAUAAUGUUUUGGCAAUGUAAUUGUUCAUAGAUUAUCCAUUUGUGCUGGCGACCUUACCUUUGAUUCUUAAACUGUAAAAUUUCUUGUGUAAAGAAGGGGAUAUUACAAUUGCCUGGAUAAUAAAAUCCAUCCGUCCAUCACUGGAACUGGAAAGUACA
This is a messenger RNA of Hevea brasiliensis (rubber tree), 2009 nucleotides long. RefSeq names its product AMSH-like ubiquitin thioesterase 1. The record is from RefSeq and is a predicted model, not a curated record. Bases 224 to 1828 code for a protein of 534 amino acids. Gene Ontology annotation, biological process: protein K63-linked deubiquitination; protein K48-linked deubiquitination. The transcript has 14 exons. Gene Ontology annotation, cellular component: membrane; endosome. Gene Ontology annotation, molecular function: protein binding; K63-linked deubiquitinase activity; metal-dependent deubiquitinase activity. Lineage: Eukaryota; Viridiplantae; Streptophyta; Magnoliopsida; Malpighiales; Euphorbiaceae.